Molecule: messenger RNA, 585 nt
Organism: Iphiclides podalirius (scarce swallowtail)
Lineage: Eukaryota; Metazoa; Arthropoda; Insecta; Lepidoptera; Papilionidae
Source: the annotation of a GenBank genome assembly
AUGUUUGGUGAAAAAGUUAUUGAGUUAAUAAAAGAAUCCGAAAGAAAUCGAGACACAAUCGACCAAUAUAACGAUGAGAAAGUUCGUCAGAUCAUCGAGGAGAUGCACGUAUUGUUUAAAAUGAACAUGGCAGACGCGAACGCAACGACCGAGAACAAAUCCCUAUGGACGACCGUCCAGGUGAGGCACUCCGCUUUGGAGAGGAACAAACGUUGCCUCCUCGCGUACCUCCACAGCCGGAUGGGCAAGAUAAAGACGCUGCGCUGGGAGUUCGGCUCGGCUCUCCCUUCCGACGUCAGGGAGCUGCUCUCGGACAGCGAGUACGAGUGGUUCAGCAAGUAUUCGACGAGCCUCGCCGCUUACAUGAGGUCCCUGGGCCGCGAGAUCGGCUACAGCGGGAUCGACCUCACCGAGAACCUCCGCCCGCCAAAGUCGCUGUACGUCGAGGUGCUGUGCCUCACCGACUAUGGCAAGCUCGAGCUGGAGGACGGCGACGUGGUGCUGCUGAAGAAGCACAGCAGGCACUUCCUGCCGACCUCCGAGUGCCAGACCCUCAUACGGCGGGGCGUCUUGAGGCAGAUCACG